Molecule: messenger RNA, 369 nt
Organism: Penicillium chermesinum
Lineage: Eukaryota; Fungi; Ascomycota; Eurotiomycetes; Eurotiales; Aspergillaceae
Exons: 1
Coding region: 1-369 (122 amino acids)
Biological process (GO): transmembrane transport
Molecular function (GO): transmembrane transporter activity
Source: RefSeq, a predicted model, not a curated record
AUGUUAAGAAUCGCUGCUAGUCCUAUUUACGGGAUGGUGUACCUCUUCACCGAGUCAUUUACAGUCGUGUAUAGUGACUUCGGCGUCAACUCAAGGGCGACCUCGCUCCGCUUCGUUGCAGUGUUGCUUGGGACCCUGCUCAGCGGCGUGGUCCGCUUCUGGGAUCAUCACAAGCUGAACGCCCGACAGAAAUCCGGCCAGCGACCAGAGCCUGAAGACAAGAUUGUCGGCUUCGCGAUUGCUGCGCCAGCCCUCGCCGCCGGCGUAUGGACUCCCGGCUGGACCGUUCCAUCCCUCGUGCACUGGAUCGGAUCCAUGUUCAGUCUCGUUCUCGUCCGUAUUGCGGCUUCUGACCGAGUCUGCUGGUAG